Messenger RNA from Miscanthus lutarioriparius, 1110 nucleotides. The record is from the annotation of a GenBank genome assembly. NCBI's taxonomy places the organism in Eukaryota, Viridiplantae, Streptophyta, Magnoliopsida, Poales, Poaceae.
AUGGAGGAGCUCGUGGGGCUGGAGCAAGGGUUCCGGGAGAGGAGGACAGGGGCGGGGCACGGCACGGGGGAGGAGGGCGGGAGGCGGGCGCGCGAUGACAGAAGAGGUCUCUUCAACCCUGAGGCCAAUCUGAGGGCUGCACUCAAGAGACAGCUGCAAACUUGGCUGCACUAUAAAAAUCUAUACUGGAAAAAGCUUUAUACGGUGAAUCGAAUCAGGGUGGCCGUGGUUACCGGAGGGAAUAGAGGGAUUGGGUUAGAAGUAUGCAAGCAGCUUGCUUCCAAAGGAGUCACGGUAGUAUUGACAGCGAGGGACGAAAAGAGGGGUGCAGAAGCGGUCAAAAAUCUUGCAUCGCAGGGGCUAUCCAACGUCCUGUUUCAUCAACUGGAGGUUGGAGAUCUCUCAAGUGCAGUACGUCUUGCUGACUUUAUCAGGGAGCAGUAUGGCAAGCUGGAUAUAUUGGUCAACAAUGCAGGAAUUGUCGGGACAACAACCGAGAUCAGCGACCCAGAAUCUUUUAAGCAAGAGCUUGCAGAUAUGGAUGGCAUGGAAAAGCUUGAAUGGAUCAGGAAGCACACUACGGAGCCUUACGACAAAGCAAAGGAGUGCUUGAUUACAAACUACCAUGGCACUAAAAUUGUCACAGAAGCACUUCUUCCUCUCCUACAGUUCUCAUCCCAUGGAAGGGUUGUAAAUGUAUCAUCUCAUUUUGGACUGCUCAGGUUUUUCAGUGGUGAGGAACUUAAAAAGGAGCUCAACAACAUUGAUAGCCUAUCAGUACAGAGAUUAGAUGAACUGUCAGAAUUUUUCCUUAAGGACUUCAAGAAUGGGCAACUAGAACCCCAUGGGUGGCCGACUGAAGGAGGGUACCCUGCAUAUAAAGUGUCCAAGGCUCUUGCCAAUGCUUAUUCGAGAAUCAUUGCAAACAAGCACCCAGAACUAUGUGUAAAUUGUGUGCAUCCCGGCUAUGUCAGUACAGACAUUAACUUCCACACCGGAGAUCUCAUGGUCGAGGAGGGCGCAAGAGGAGCUCUGAUUCUUGCUUUCAUACCCAAGGGAGGCAUGACCGGAGCAUACUUGAACUGCACAGAGGUUGCAUCCUUCGUGUAA